Molecule: messenger RNA, 954 nt
Organism: Acanthamoeba castellanii str. Neff
Lineage: Eukaryota; Discosea; Longamoebia; Acanthamoebidae
Product: alpha/beta hydrolase, putative
Exons: 8
Coding region: 1-954 (317 amino acids)
Source: RefSeq, a predicted model, not a curated record
AUGGGAAACGUGGUGGCCAGCAAGGCUUUUUUGCCGCCCUACCCGUCGUACGAUGAACAGAUGGCGACGCUAGUGUGGGCCACCUCCAAACUGGGAGACCGCAUUCCCUGCACCUACUGGGCGCACGCAAGACCCCGAUUCACGAUCUUGUUCAGCCACGGUAACGCGGAGGACAUAGGACAACUCAACGACUGGCUGGGCUACAUGUGCCGCACCUUCUCCGUGAACGUGCUGAGCUACGACUAUCGCGGCUAUGGCCUGCACCCGGGAGUGCCCACGGAGGCGUCGUGCUACGCCGACGUCGAGGGCGCCUACGACCUGCUCACCAAGGAAUUCAAGAUCCCUCCAUCGCGCAUUAUCCUAUACGGUCGGUCGAUUGGCUCCGGGCCGACGUGUUAUCUGGGCCAGCGCCUAUGCGCACUCGCGCGAGCCCAAAGCCGACCCUCGUCGUGGCUCAGUCCCUCCAUGUUCUGCCGGGGCGUGCCCAGUGGGGAUGACGACAGCGACCCGAUGUCGGCAAUGCUCCCGGCCGGGUUUGUGCUGCAGAGCCCCAUCGCGAGCGCCAUCCGUGUAGUGUCCACAACGCUGGCCAUGCUGCCCGUCGACAUCUUCGUCAACGUCAACCGAAUCGGCAAGAUCGAGAUCCCGACUAUGAUCAUCCACGGGACCGACGACGAGGUGGUGCCCUACUGGCACGGUACCGAGCUGUACGCCAAGGCGGGCAAUCCCUACAAGGGGGCGGGACACAACAACGUCGAGUGCGACUUCAUGGCGCCGCUCCUCAGCGCGCUGCAGGCCUUCUUCGUCCAUCUCGAAGCCCAGCGACAGGAGGACGAACAGCAAGAGAGCCGCAAACGAGGAAAGAAGAAGGUGGAGGACACCGACAGCGACGACAGUGACGAUAGCGACGACAGCGGAGAGGAUAACGAAAACGAAACCAAUCAAGACGAUUGA